GUUGGUUUGACCAAAAUUGGCCGCGGGAGGGGGCCAUAUAUGAGUGGGGCUGGGGCUGGAGCUGGCAUCCCAGCGGGCAACUGCAUCCGCAUCGUACCGCUGGGAUACAAGCAGUGGAAAGUAAAGCACCAAUGGGUUCCACACGCCCCAGGCCUCAAGCUCACCACCAAGCUGAUGGACCAGCGGAAGGAUCCCAGCGUUAUCGACCAGCUGGUGGCCUACCCCAAGGAUGACGAGGAUGCCUUAUGUUCGAAAGCUAGGGAAAAGGCCGAGAAAAUCUUGAAGACGAGAAGGGACAAAUACGAACAAUCACUGCAGCGCAGCAGCGGCGUGCGAAGAUGCGGCAACAUCGGCAGGAGGGCAGACAGCGAGAUGGGCUAUCCAGUAAGAGCGGCUUUGCCGCGGAAGACUCGUGCUGCCGUUACAAGGCCGACUGCUCCCGGUCGCCCCCCUGAGGAAGAGCCACCAGAGCAGUCGAGUGGAAUGACACCUCGCCAGCAUUCGUCGCGGCGAUGAGAGCGAUGACCACAACGGAGUUGUUGCGGUGUCUGGCAGAGCUAAAGGUGCCCGCCGCUGACAAGCUUCGAGAGCAGCUGGAGGAAGCGAGGGAGCUCCAAUCGGCAUGUCGUAAAGCCUCAAAGGAUGCCGCAAUCCAAGGGCGAACCAAAGAGGGAAGGAGAACACGUUGCUCACGGCUGUUGCGUACGAUGGAGACGGGCCUUCGAAGGUGACAGCCAAGCGCAAGUCCGAGAUCUUUGGCGUUCACCCAGAGCACCUCGUCGCCGCCCGACGGCGGGUGACAGCGCUGAGGCCUGAGCUCCCUCCACUUCAGGCAAUCGACGAGAAGGCGUACUACUUCCACUCCCGGACCAAGAGGAGCGACGCCGCGGAAACUCAUGCAUUCCAGACGUCAUGAAGAAGGAUUGGGAGUUGGCGAGGGGAACGGAGACGGGGAAGGUGGCGGGAACGGAGCUGGUUGUGCUCACGGCGAGGAAGGUUGGGGAGGAGGAAGA
This is a messenger RNA of Ectocarpus sp. CCAP 1310/34, 1013 nucleotides long. The record is from the annotation of a GenBank genome assembly. NCBI's taxonomy places the organism in Eukaryota, Phaeophyceae, Ectocarpales, Ectocarpaceae.